This is a messenger RNA of Chlorocebus sabaeus (green monkey), 937 nucleotides long. Lineage: Eukaryota; Metazoa; Chordata; Mammalia; Primates; Cercopithecidae. The record is from RefSeq and is a predicted model, not a curated record.
GGCCUUCCCGAGCUGCUGGUGAAACGGGUGGUGGCCCAGCUGGCAGGAGCUCUGGAUUUCCUCCACAGCCGGGGGCUGGUCCAUGCAGAUGUCAAGCCGGACAACGUGCUGGUCUUCGACCCGGUCUGCAGCCGUGUGGCCCUGGGAGACCUGGGUCUGACCCGGCCGGAGGGCAGCCCGACCCCUGCCCCACCAGGGCCUCUGCCCACGGCACCACCCGAGCUCUGCCUCCUGCUACCGCCCGACACUCUGCCUCUGCGGCCAGCCGUGGACUCCUGGGGCCUGGGGGUGCUUCUCUUCUGUGCUGCCACUGCCUGUUUCCCGUGGGACGUGGCACUGGCCCCCAACCCUGAGUUUGAGGCCUUCGCUGGCUGGGUGACCACCAAGCCCCAGCCACCUCGGCCACCACCACCCUGGGACCAGUUUGCACCCCCCGCCAUGGCCUUGCUUCAGGGGCUUCUGGACCUGGAUCCUGAGACUAGGAGCCCCCCACUGGCUGUCCUGGACUUCCUGGGGGACAACUGGGGGUUGCAGGGGAACAGAGACGGCCCCGGGGUUUUGGGGAGCGUGUCCUAUGAGGACGGGGAGGAGGGAGGCUCAAGCCUGGAGGAGUGGACAGAUGACGGCGAUGAUGGCAAAAGUGGCGGGAGGACGGGGACAGAUGGGGGAGCUCCCUGACCAGGUGACAGAGACAGGUGGCCAGAGCCUGGGCCAGAGGCCCUUCCCCCAGCCCCCAGGGCCACCUGGAUGGAGAGACAGCUGCACCCGGGAGGACAGAGAGGGAACACAUUGCACUCUCCCUACGGCACGCUGGGCUUGGACGCGCAUUUCUCUUCCAACCAAGGACCCAAGAGUCCAGCUCCUGCCCCUCCUCUCUCAGACGCAGGGGUCCAGGCUCCCAGCCCUUCCUCCCUCAAGGACCUUUCCUCUUCCCUCU